Rubroshorea leprosula is the source of this 918-nucleotide messenger RNA. Lineage: Eukaryota; Viridiplantae; Streptophyta; Magnoliopsida; Malvales; Dipterocarpaceae. The record is from the annotation of a GenBank genome assembly.
AUAUCGAACUCAUUUCUCUUCUCAAAUAUCAACCCCUCUUUGAUUUUUAUAGUCUCAGAUUCCCUCGUUUUCUUCUUCACUCCUUUUCUCUUUUAUUAGGAGCUCACCAUUCCUCUCAUCAUACGUUCAAUCUUGUAUCUUUUGAUUUAAGAUUUUGAAAAUUAGCAUUGGAUCCAAUAUUAAGAAAUGGCGAAUCUUGGGUUGCUUUCUGUGGCUAAGUCUGUAAAAUCAGUUAAAUUGAGCUUUAGAAUACCUUAUUAUACUCACUGGGGUCAGAGCUUGCUUAUAUGUGGAUCUGAAUCCGUGCUUGGUUCAUGGAAUGUUAAGAAGGGCUUGUUACUGAGCCCUGUUCAUCAAGGUGAUGAGCUCGUAUGGUGCGGAAGUAUUGGUGUACCAAGUGGAUUCAGUUGCGAGUACAGCUAUUAUGUGGUGGAUGAUGAGAAGAAUGUACUGAGAUGGGAGAUGGGAAAAAAACGUAAUUUGUUGUUGCCUGAGAGCAUUAAGGAUGGACAGGUUGUGGAGCUGCAUGAUCUUUGGCAGACUGGUGGUGAUGCCAUUCCUUUCAGAAGUGCCUUUAAAGAUGUCAUCUUUCACAAGAAUAGGACUCUGAACAUAGAGAGGCCUCUGGGAAUCAUUCAUGAGAAGCUGGACCGUGAAGAUUCAGUUGUUGUUCAUUUCAAAAUUUCUUGUCCAAAUGUAGAAGAUGGCACAUCAGUGUAUGUGAUUGGUAACAACGCAAAGUUGGGGCAGUGGAAAGCUCAAGAUGGUCUUAAACUUAGCUAUGCUGGUGGAUCAAUCUGGGAAGCAGACUGUGUGAUUCAAGGGGAUAAUUUCCCAAUAAAAUAUCCUUUUUGAAUGUCUUUUUGAACCUUUAAUUCAAAAUUGUACUUGUUCUUCUGUUCUGUGUUUUGUGCAUUC